Messenger RNA from Balearica regulorum gibbericeps (East African grey crowned-crane), 480 nucleotides. NCBI's taxonomy places the organism in Eukaryota, Metazoa, Chordata, Aves, Gruiformes, Gruidae. The record is from RefSeq and is a predicted model, not a curated record.
CUUUACAAUGAAGAAAUUCUUGAUCUGUUUGAUACCACACGUGAUAUUGAUGCAAAGAAUAAAAAAUCAAAUAUUAAAAUACAUGAAGAUUCAGCGGGAGGAAUUUAUACAGUGGGUGUUACGACCCGAACUGUGAAUGGCGAAUCAGAGAUGAUGCAGUGCUUGAAGCUGGGGGCUUUGUCUCGAACCACUGCCAGCACUCAGAUGAACGUUCAGAGCUCACGAUCACAUGCUAUCUUUACUAUACACUUAUGUCAAACCAGAGUUUGUCCUGCGUUUAACACUGAUAAUGCCACCGAUAACAGGAUAAUAUCUGAAUCUUCUGAGAUGAAUGAAUUUGAAACUCUUACUGCCAAAUUCCAUUUUGUUGAUCUAGCGGGAUCUGAAAGGUUAAAGCGAACAGGAGCUACAGGAGAAAGGGCAAAAGAAGGCAUUUCCAUCAACUGUGGACUAGUAAGACUAUACAAUUUGUUUCCAUAG